This is a messenger RNA of Pelobates fuscus (common spadefoot toad), 2039 nucleotides long. It is a transcript of the gene LARP7, whose product is annotated as La ribonucleoprotein 7, transcriptional regulator. Gene Ontology annotation, biological process: RNA processing. The record is from RefSeq and is a predicted model, not a curated record. Gene Ontology annotation, cellular component: nucleus; ribonucleoprotein complex. NCBI's taxonomy places the organism in Eukaryota, Metazoa, Chordata, Amphibia, Anura, Pelobatidae. The transcript has 14 exons. Bases 156 to 1910 code for a protein of 584 amino acids. Gene Ontology annotation, molecular function: RNA binding.
UCGCAGACACCGGCGUCUGGUGACGUUUAAGCCCCGCCCGCGUGCACAUUCCAGCCUGAGGACGGAGUCACGUGACCGCGUGGAAGGCAGCAGAGACAGAACACCGGUGCCGCAGAAAGAUAAAUUCAUCUAAAAGGGCUGCAAAUAUAUUUGAGAUGGAGACCGAAGCCCAGAGGAACAAAAUUAAGGAAACUGAAAGCACAGAUCUGCGGAAGGACCGUGAGAAGAAAAAGCGUACCAGGGUGAAGCAGCUACUUGCAGACAUAGCAAAGCAAGUGGACUUCUGGUUCAGCGACGUCAAUCUUCACAAAGAUAGAUUUAUGCGAGAACAGAUAGAGAAGACCAGGGAUGGUUACAUUGACAUAUCCCUAUUGGCCUCCUUCAACAAAAUGAAAAAGCUAUCCACAGAUGUAAAGCUCAUUGCAAGAGCCAUCAAGAACUCUUCUGUAGUUGAGUUGAAUUUGGAAUGUACGAAAAUAAGAAGACGACUUCCCUUGGGAGAGAAACCACAGGACGUUGAUUGCCGUACAGUGUAUGUGGAGCUGCUGCCUAAAAAUGUGAACCAUGGUUGGAUUGAGAGAGUUUUUGGUAAAUGUGGCACUGUCGUGUACAUAAGUAUCCCCCGCUACAAAUCCACUGGGGACACCAAAGGAUUUGCCUUUAUAGAGUUUGAAACUGAGGAACAAGCUGCCAAAGCAAUAGAGGUAUUAAAUAAUCCUCCAGAGGAAGCACCAAGAAAACCUGGAAUGUUUCCGAAAACCGUAAAGAACAAACUUCUUCCGGAUCUGCCCAUAUCUAAAAAUGAUUGUUUUGAAGAGGAAAAGAAAAAGAAAAAAAAGAAGAAACCUAAAAACAAAAAGGAAAGUUCUGAAAUGGUAGAAGAGGAAAAUAAAACGGAAGCUAUGGACCUAUCCCAUGACAAAGGGGCAUGUAAGUCAAAGAGGCAUCGGAGUCAAUCUGAAAGUUCAAUGACCGAGUCCUCAGAGACUUAUAAGCAGUCUUCCAAGAAAAAAAAGAGAAAGCGUGACCGAGCAGAGAGCUCUGACCAAUCAGAAGAAGGCAGACUGGGCAAGAGGAAACGUAGUAACUCUGAAGAUCUUGAGGGGCCAUCUACAAACCUUAAAGUUGAAAGUAAAAAAGUUUCAGAUUCAGAAUGUAUCACAGCGGAUACAGGGUUCCCUGUAUCUAAAGAGUUUUCUACAGAAGAAGAGAAAGACAUGAGUGAUAAAAAGGAAAUGUCUAUUUCCAAAAUGAAGAGAAAGCAUAAGAAGAAGCAUAAAGAGAGACACCGUGUCGGCGAAGAGGUUAUGCCUUUGAGAGUUCUGUCAAAGAAAACAUGGUUAGAGCUCAAAUCUGAGUACUUGGCACUACAGAGGGCCAGCAUGGCCUCCCUUAAGAGAUCUCUGCAUGAAACAAUUUCUGCCUCGACUGGGGAUAUGGAAACAGAGUCUGUGGUUCAGGAUCCAAAAUUGAACAAUGAGAAAGAUAUUGCAAAGAACGAGUCGCUAGGACCCCAGUUUGUCAGUGGAGUCAUUGUCAAGAUAACCAGUGUAGAUCCUCUGCCAGGUCGUAAACUUGUUAAGGAUGCCUUGUCAAGCAUACGUGAGGUGGUGUAUGUGGAUAUGCUGGAAGGUGACACAGAGUGCCAUGUUCGUUUUAAAACUCCCGAAGAUGCCCAAGCCAUACUGCAAGGGCGGACAGAACUGCAAAGCAAAUACAGCUGGAAGCUUCAUAUUGUCACUGGAGAUGGUGAACAGCGGUAUUGGCAGAAGAUCUUGGUGGACAGGCAAGCAAAACUUAACCGUCCCCGUGAAAAGAAACGUGGAACACUCAAGUUGGUUGCCAAAGCCGAAAAGAUGCGGCUUACACAAGAGGCCAGCAAACAUAUCAGAUUCGGCGAUGGAAUUUAAUCCUUUUGGACAUCUCCUAAACAUUUUCAUAUCACUGGGCUACUCCAGAGGCAAUCUAGUGCUUUUUUCCAACGGAGAUUAAAAAUGCAGUUGUUCCUUUGUCAACUGUUUGUUUUUUGGGGUUUUUGU